ACAGCAAUGGAGACAGAUGGGAUUCGUCUGAGUGGGCUACACCCAAAGUUCCUGCAUUCCAACUCCACCAGCCAUACGUGGCCAUUCAGUGCUGUCGCUGAACUUAUAGAUAAUGCAUAUGAUCCUGAUGUUAAUGCCAAGCAAAUAUGGAUUGACCAAACGGACUUCAAAGACAAUAUAUGUCUGACAUUUACAGAUAAUGGAAAUGGCAUGAAUCAGGAUAAGUUGUAUAAGAUGCUCAGCUUCGGUUUCAGUGAUAAAGUUGCCGUACACGGCCAUGUUCCCAUCGGACUUUACGGAAAUGGGUUUAAGUCAGGAUCCAUGCGGCUGGGGAAAGAUGCCAUUGUGUUCACCAAAAAUGAGUCUGGCAUGCACGUGGGCAUGUUAUCCCAAACUUACUUGGAGAAAAUCAAUGUGGAGAAGGUCCUGGUCCCGAUCAUUUCGUUCAACAAGCAAAAGCAGCUUGUACAGAAACCUGACUUGGAUGCAAAUGUAAAGGCAAUAACCACUUACUCUCUGAUGAACAGUGAGACAGAGCUCUUAGCUGAACUGGAAGCCAUUCCCGGCCGGAAGGGAACGAGGAUCAUUAUCUGGAACCUGAAAAGGGACAAACGUGGGUACCCAGAUUUUAACUUUAAACAUGAUGAAUAUGACAUCCGUAUUCCUGAAAAGAACAGUGAUCAGAAGAGGGGCAAUAAAAAGCAGGAAACCGUGGACUAUGUUGCCCCUGACAAUGAAUAUUCUUUGAGAGCUUAUUGUAGCAUUCUGUAUCUGAAACCAAGGAUACAGAUUAUUUUGAGAAAACAAAAGGUUAAAACACAGCUGGUUGAUAAAAACCUUGCGUACAUAGAAAAAGAUGUCUACAAGCCCCAGUUUUUGGCACCUAAAACCAUAAAUAUCACAUUUGGAUAUAACUGCCGGAACAAGGAGCAUUAUGGAGUGAUGAUGUACCAUAAAAACAGGCUCAUUAAGGCUUAUGAAAAAGUUGGCUGCCAAUCAAAGGCUAAUAACAAAGGCGUUGGUGUUGUUGGAGUUGUCGAGUGCAACUUUCUAAAUCCCAUACACAAUAAGCAGGACUUUGAACAUACAGAUGAGUAUAGGCUCACAAUGGAUGCAUUAGGAGUGAAACUAAAUGAUUACUGGAAUACAAUGCAAGAAAGAAAAGGAAAGAAAUCUGACCCUCAAAGCCCGCUGGAAGAACAGAAUAGCCCUGACCAGACAUGGGUUCAGUGUAAUUCUUGUCUUAAAUGGAGGAAAGUGCCGGAUGGAGUGAAAAUAUCAGAAGAUGAUGCUUGGGACUGCAGUAUGAACACAGACCCACGGUUCAGAGAUUGUUCUGUGCCUGAGGAGCCUGGGGCUAAUGAUGAUCCUGUUACCCACUGCACAUAUGAGAAGACCCCCAAGAAAAGGAGAUCUGAACGAGUUAAACAGAUGGCAGCAGAUAAACCUCCAUCACCCCGCACCCCACGCAAUGGGGAAACGCAGCCGUCUGUGAGUUCGGGUCAGAGGGAUCUUGAGCCAAAUCAGAGUCAGGAGACAGAUAGCAACAAAAGAGAUAUUUCUGAGCUUGAGGAGCCUGAAAAUAAUGUUGACAGUGUCCACUCCACAAACGAAAAGACCCAUAAGAGAAGGAGAUCUGAACAAGUUAAACAGACGGCAGCAGAUAAACCUCCAUCACCCCGCACCCCACGCAAUGGGGAAACGCAGCCGUCUGUGAGUUCGGGUCAGAGGGAUCUUGAGCCAAAUCAGAGUCAGGAGACCAAUAGCAACAAAAGAGAUAUUUCUGAGCUUGAGGAGCCUGAAAAUAAUGUUGACAGUGACCACUCCACAAAUGAAAAGACCCAUAAGAAAAGGAAAUCUGAACGGCUUCAGCAGAUGACAGCAGAUAUACCUCCAAUACCGUGCACACCACAGAGUAAGGAAAUGCAGCCAUCUCUGAGUUCAGGUCAGAGGGAUUUGGAGCCAGAUCGGAAUCAGGAGACUGAUAUUAACAAAAGAGAUCGUUCUGUUCCUGAGGAGCCUGAAGCUGAUGAUGAUGAUGAUGAUGACAUUUCUGAUGAGAGAACCCAGAAAAGAAGGAAAACUAAAAGAAUUCAGCAGAUUGCACCAAAUAAACCUACAGUUCCACAAAAUGAGGAUAUGCAGCUACAGCUCAGUUCAGAUGAAAGACUUUCUGAGCCAAAUCAGAGUCUGGAAACUGGUAUCAACAAAAGCCUCAAGUUACGAUCUCUGCAGAAAAUCGUGAUGUAUUUGCUGACCACAUUGAUGCCCGACCUGCAACUGUCUACAUGAUUGAGAAAAUGUUAAUAUUACAAAAUUGCAAUUUGUGUAUUUUACCUCAAUGUCUGUAUUAUGUUAUUAGUUUGCUUUAUUUCUUUUCCCUAUUUCUUUAGAAUAACGUAACAUGCCAAAAAAAGAAAAGAAAAUGAUUAGGAGAAAGUUUAUGUUUUUGUAAAGAUCUAGAAGUAGUAGUUAAUGGGAGAGAUGCUUUAACAGAACUAACAUGAAAGCUGGAAAUACUAUAUGGCCAAUGCAGUGAUAAAUGUGCUGUGGCACGUACCUUUUCUACUGGAUGUGGCUGAAAAGCCCAUCAGAACAUAUGCUUUAGAGUACUGUGAUGUGUUAGUUGACUGGCUGACUUUUUGGGGAUUUUUGUCAGACACAUGAAUGUUGAUAACUUUACAAGUACUGAAGCAACACAGUUUGUAGCAGCUGUGCAACACUAAAAAUGGUCCUUUAAAAUUUAACCUUUUUCAACUGCAUUCACAAUCAGUGCCCAUGUUGCCUCCCUCAUGUUUGAUCACUAGAACAUUGUACAGCACAGUACUGCAGGCAAGUUAGGGUACAUUUACUAAGGAUUGGGUUUAGGGAGACCUCCCCAAGCCUUCAUUAAAAUCCACCUAUGUAUAUGGACUCUUUCCAGGUAUCUCAGAUCCCUGAGCCUCACCACUUGAGUUCCUAUACUGGUGGCAUUGACACUAUAGGGUACUAUCCCUCACUGUCCUUGUUGAAGCCUUUGGCUGCUCUAAUAACUACCCUGAUCCUGCCUCUCACUCCUAGAGUGAUCUGUUACAAAUCUUCUAACACUUACUCCUCUUGCUGGGGCCGGUCAUCCUGGCUCUCUACCACACCACCUCUUCCAGCUAGUGGGGAACCAAAACAGGACUUAAUGGUUUUCUCUUUUAUCACUAGAGAACCAUGAUACCCACUGGGCAGGUGCUGGACUCCCAGGCAAUCACUUUUUACCCAUAAUUAAAAAACAACUCCCCCUCUCAACUGUAAAUCAGAAACAUUUCUUAGCUGCCCACAAUCCUCCUGGGAACUACAUGAAAUAAAAGUUGACAAAACCUUUAUGCCCGCCCAACAGGAUAUGUACAAUGCAGCCAGGCUUUCUACUCACUCCUAUACAGACACUGGUUCUAUUUUCAGUUGUAACUGAGACCCUAUCAUUUGCUUGUUCUCAAUUCACCCUGUUGGCUUGGCUCGGGCACAAGGAUCAUUUGUAUCCAAAAUCUAAAAUGUAACAAUGUUAUUCUUGUAAUGAUACUACAUGUUAGUGGGGUAUUUUAGAAUACACACACACAUACAGUGUAUAUAUAUAUAUA
Molecule: messenger RNA, 3605 nt
Organism: Xenopus tropicalis (tropical clawed frog)
Lineage: Eukaryota; Metazoa; Chordata; Amphibia; Anura; Pipidae
Gene: morc3.4
Product: MORC family CW-type zinc finger protein 3, gene 4
Exons: 24
Coding region: 7-2292 (761 amino acids)
Biological process (GO): chromatin organization
Cellular component (GO): nucleus
Molecular function (GO): ATP hydrolysis activity; zinc ion binding
Source: RefSeq, a predicted model, not a curated record